Messenger RNA from Dromiciops gliroides (monito del monte), 288 nucleotides. Its product is annotated as ATP synthase subunit 9, mitochondrial-like. Lineage: Eukaryota; Metazoa; Chordata; Mammalia; Microbiotheria; Microbiotheriidae. The record is from RefSeq and is a predicted model, not a curated record.
AUGAGAACUUCAGCAUUUUGGCAGCAUGAGGUCCCUCGACCUCACUUGUCCCUAGAUGUGGAUUCUAAACUAGCACCAUCUCAAAGGACAUUGACACAGCAGCCAAGUUCAUUGGGGCUGGCUGUUCUGGAGCUGGGAUUGGGACUGUGUUUGGAAAUCUCAUCAUUGGUUAUCAUGAAUCCCUUCCUGAAGCAGCAGCUCUUCUACACCAUCCUUGACUUUUCCCUGUCUAAGGCCAUGGGGCUCUUUUGCUUGAUGGUAGCCUUCCUCAUUCGCUUUUCCAUGUGA